UUAGAGGGCAUCUUUUUUCUUGCUUCGUAUGCUUGAACUGGAUUGGCUAAGGGACUGGGAUUUGUUGGGCAUGCCCUUUGAGCCCACUAUAAUAUUCCGGUGGCAGGUUUGAGGAGAGAAUCUUAAAUCCUCACUCUUGCCUCAAUAGAUUGGGAAUAAAAGGGUGGUCGUUGUUGUUUUGUCCAAGGAAAGCCAAGGCCGAAGAGUUUCCAACUUCUCUCUCUCUCUCUUUCUCCCUCCUCUGUUCUUAACAAAGGACUAGACCUGAAAGAGCCUUGGGAGGUUAGUUAUAGCAACCUGCUGAAGCUUCUCAAGCAAUCUAGCAACAAGUCCAAGGACAGAAGAAUUGAGCAAAAUCUGAGAAUUUCAAUGGGGAGAUAUCUGAAACAGUAUGACAAGGACUACAUGAAGAUGGCCAUGAUAAAACAAGAGGAGACCUUCAAACAACAGGUCCAUGAACUCCAUCGCCUCUACCGAGUACAGAAGCUACUGAUGAACGACAUGAAGGCGGAGAUCAAGCGACAGAGAAGCACCCCCAACAUCCGAAACAAACUAAACGGGUGGAGCAGAAAGAGCGAAAGCGAUCCCGUAAAACAAUGCAAAAGCAACGAUAACCAGAGAAGUAGCUAUCAAGUACUCAAUCUUGAGCUGCCAGCGGAAGAGUACAUCGGAAAGGACGACGGAGAUGCAAUGCAGGAGGCCGAGGAAGAGAGCGGCCUUGAGCUUACGCUGGCCACAGGAUGCACCGGGAGGAGGAAGAAGAAGGAGAGCUCGUUUACUUCGGACUCUGGGGCGAGCUUCUCGUCGUCGUCCACAGAGUCCGGAGGAGCGAGAUUGAAUGGCAACGACUGGGGGUUGUUUCAGGUGAAGGAUGUGAACCUGAUGAGUGAGGAGAGAGUGAACAGGCCUCCUUGGCUCUUCCAGUGUCUAAGCCUGAACAUGACAUAAUAAGACCUGCGAGUUUGAGAAGGCUGUUGUAAAGAAGGAGGCUUAGUUUGUCUGACCCUAACCAAUCUUUAACUUCUCCUUGAGCUGAAAAUUUUAAUUAACUGCUUCA
Molecule: messenger RNA, 1057 nt
Organism: Asparagus officinalis (garden asparagus)
Lineage: Eukaryota; Viridiplantae; Streptophyta; Magnoliopsida; Asparagales; Asparagaceae
Exons: 3
Coding region: 370-948 (192 amino acids)
Source: RefSeq, a predicted model, not a curated record